ACGUAACAUAGAUUCACAAAGCGAAUUAUACUAAUCGCGGUAUGAACAGUAAUACGAACUGUUCUUACAUCUGAUAUUAUGGUUUACAUUGUAAGAUAUCUUCUUAACCUUCUUGUUACGCAAACUCGCACAUGUAAGGAAGGGUAACAAAGGAUUAGUGUAGAAGCGGAUACCGGUCAUAAGACAAAAACAACUUAGAAAGUUGACAGGAAUAUGGCUAGCAGCCAGCACCAGGAUCCGGCACGUCAAGGUCUGCACUCUGCCCACCGUGCCAUUAUAGAAGGGAUGUUCCCAGAGAAAGCUUUCACUGAAGGAGGUAAAAGCGCUAUGCGCGAGCCCGAGCGACAAAUAAAGACGAUGGAUUUCGACGUAGAGAAGAACGACUACAGCGUGCCAGAGUUCUACGAGCACUUUGGCAAGGAGCUGCCUCAAGUGAUCAUGAUCAGUCAAGGAUUCUUUGGAGAUAUCGUAGAAGACACGUUCGAUAGAGAAAAUAUUAUUCGCAUCCAGACGGUAUCUAAGCAACGUCGCGUGGUCGCCAGGGCCGACAUGGGAGAUCACUCUAAACUGAUCAGCAUCCCGCUUACAUACUCUGUAAAAGUCUGUGUCGUCAAAAAACACAAAUUGAGCACAGAGAAAACCAUAAAGGAGGUCAUCGAACAUCAGAGCCUGCCAUGUACCGUGGAGUUCCCCAGGGACAGAACCAUCAGCGUGGACGGUCAGAACAUCAGCACCAACCACAUCCCGAAAUUUCAGCUUCAGAAAGCAUUUGAUGAAAUGUACUUGCUUGGGAACUUAAUUGUCGACGGCGUCAUGAGACCAGACGUGGUGAACGUGCCCCUGUACCUGUCUCAACUUCGCAUGGCGCGCGUGAUUGGCCUAAAGAACACGCCUACCCAGAAUUGGCGAGGUUACCUUGAGGAAUUGGAGCGCUUCAGUUCCUAUCUGAAAUACGACAAAGAGUACGGAAACCAAGGAAUUGCUCAAUACGACCCAUCAGCGGUUCAUUCUGACGCCGUCUACGCCUUUGUUGAACCGCAGACAUACUCUAACAUAAUCUCGGUGUUUCAACAUCGUCGUGGGAACGACGGUGAUAACACAAACUACCUGCUACCUAAGGUUCCCCCACCUGUCCCGAUCAAGCCCCAAAGACCACCUCCGCCGAUUCCAGAGAUGCCAGGCCGUCCGAAGCUUCCCGCGCGCCAAUCAAGACCUCCUUCACAGACGCCGAGUCCAACCGUCAAACAUGAGGUUAUCUACACGAAUAACCUUCCCCGUGCGCCCAUUCGCCCCUUCCAACCGGAACUCAAAGAAGCAAUUGAAAUAGUUCAAGGUAAAAUCGGUGUGCACGAGCCCAAACGACUAGUAAAGACGAUGGAUUUCGACGUAGAGAAGAACGACUACAGCGUGCCCGAGUUCUACGAGCGCUUUGGUAAGGAGCUGCCGCAAGUGAUCAUGAUCAGUCAAGGAUUCUUUGGAGACAUCGUAGAAGACACCUUCGAUAGAGAAAUGAUUAUUCGAAUCCAGACGGUAUCCAAGCAACGUCGCGUGGUCGCCAGAGCCGACAUGGGAGAUCACUCUAAACUGAUCAGCAUCCCGCUUACAUACCCUGAGACAGUCUGUGUCGUCAAAAAACACAAAUUGAGCUCAGAGAAAACCAUAAAGGAGGCCAUCGAACAUCAGAGCCUGCCAUGUGUCGUGGAGUUCCCCAAGCACAGAACCAUCAGCGUGGGCGGUCAGAACAUCAGCACCAACCAAAUUCCGAAAUUGCAGCUUCAGAAAGCUUUUGAUGAAAUGUACUUGCUUGGAAACUUCAUUGUCGAUGGCGUCAUGGGACCAGACGUGGUGAACGUGCCCCUGUACCUGUCUCAACUUCGCAUGGUGCGCGUGAUUGGCCUUAAGAACGCGCCUCCCCAGAAAUGGCGAGGUUACCUUGAGGAAUUGAAGCGCUUCAGUUCCUAUCUGAGAUACGACAAUGAGUACGGAAAUCAAGGAAUUGCCCAAUAUGACCCAUCAGCGGUUCAUUCUGACGCCGUUUACUCCUUUGUUGAACCGCAAACAUACUCAAACAUAAUAUCGGUGUUCCAACAUCGUCUUUGGAAUGUCGUAGAUAACCCAAACUACCAGCUGACCGACGUGAACCAGCAUGAAGACACCAAGUACGAAGAAAUCGGAAUGGAGCGCGAUUCCGCGAUGCACAUUGAUAAGAUUGAUAAUCACAGGCCAUCAUUGUCGACGUUUGGCGUCUGUCGAAUACCAGCGCAGGCUUCGACCUCCCAAAUUUCACAGGAGGUAAAGUCAACAAUUGGAAGCCUGAAAUCAACAGGUUCAGAAAAUCGUUCUUUCCAAGAAUCGAAUUACAGUCCGCUUAUUGACAGAAACACAAAGGUUUCCCCACCUGUCGCGAUCAAGCCCCCAAGGCCACCUCCACAGAUUCCAGAGAUUCAAGGCAGUCCGGAGCUUCCCGCGCGCCAACCAAGGCCUCCUUCACAGAUGCUUAGUCCUACCGUCAAACAUGAUGCCAUCUACACGAAUGAUGUUCCCCGCACGUCCAUUCGCCCCUUCCAACCGGAACUCAAAGAAGCUAUUGAAUGUAAGCAGGAACACUCAAUUGAAUACGAUAAGCAAAGAAACACUUUGCAAUCGCCAAAUCGGCCAGAUUUAGUUGAUAAACCGUUACCAACCAUUAACGACAGCCUUGAUGUAAACAAACUGUCAAUAAACGAUGUAUGUGGUUACCUUAAAGUGCUGAGUCUUGAUAAAUAUGAGCCCAAAUUUCGGCAAGAAAUGAUAGACGGGGCGCUGAUGGCCGCUCUUUCCAAAGAAGAUUUUGAAAAAGAGUUUGGUAUGAAUGGGCUUGAAGCAGUGAGAAUAUUUAAGUUCUCCAAAGAAGGUCAUUUGCCAAGGUAGACAACAGUGGCUGUAAGUCGUUUGAGUCUUUAAGAAAAAACUAAAUCUAGAUUAAAGCACUAGUGCUUCCAAUGUUUCAAACGCACUAUUUACGUAAAAUUAUACUCUGUUUACGUUUGAAAUUAACGUGUAUCAUAGUAUUUCAUCAUUAGUGGUGUAUCUUGUUUCGAUCAUUAAAGACGAAAAAUGCAUUUUAUGUUUCGUACUCUUUGACAUGUAAAAUAAAACUUAUGUGUUGGUGAGUUUUAGUAAUUUUCAUAAUCAUAUUGCACUCAUUUAUUUCACACCAAAUGUUUGUUUGAAAUAUGCGUAUAAACGUGUUAGAUAAUUGAUAGUGUUUAAUCUUAUUUCUAGUCUAAUGACACAUUAUGUUAUCAGCUCUGCAAUUAAGUGACACACGUGUUUUAGUUUUCUUUUUAAUUGUUGAGUAUAUACUUAAUUAGUAAGGUAAUCCACUCGAUAAACCUUUUUCUCAUAAUGCUAGUGAUGCAAAACGUCGUAAAUCACAAAUAGAAACACUAGAGAUAGAUGACCAUUGUCAACAAUAUAAUGUGUAGCAUAGGUGUAAAGUUUAGUUAGGUGAACAUUUCAACGGCUUAUAGCACGUAUCUAGUUGUUUAAGAAACAAAUGCUCAAAGUUACAAAUAGAUGUAUAAGCCCAUGUAAAUUUGAAGAUUCGUGAAGAUUCAAUUGUUAUAUGUUUUAUUUAGCAGUUUUUAACUGCAUCGUAUAUUGAUAUUGGGUGUGAGGUAUCAAUUUCUAUUGUAAUUUCCAUAUGUACCUGUCAACAGUAACAUAACCAUCAUCGUCAAUUCUUUGAACGUUUUAGCAGUUGAGCGAUAUAUUGUACAUGUAUGAAAUAUUAAGUUUUGAUAACGGUUUAUAUAUUCUCAAAUGUAAACAAUAAAAUCUUUAUAAAACA
Dreissena polymorpha is the source of this 3832-nucleotide messenger RNA. RefSeq lists its product as uncharacterized. Bases 214 to 2910 code for a protein of 898 amino acids. The record is from RefSeq and is a predicted model, not a curated record. The transcript has 12 exons. Gene Ontology annotation, molecular function: protein binding. NCBI's taxonomy places the organism in Eukaryota, Metazoa, Mollusca, Bivalvia, Myida, Dreissenidae.